Messenger RNA from Suillus bovinus, 1281 nucleotides. RefSeq lists its product as uncharacterized. Bases 450 to 1049 code for a protein of 199 amino acids. The record is from RefSeq and is a predicted model, not a curated record. The transcript has a single exon. Gene Ontology annotation, molecular function: GTP binding. Lineage: Eukaryota; Fungi; Basidiomycota; Agaricomycetes; Boletales; Suillaceae.
GUUUCCAUUUCCCGGACGUCCUCGACAUUCACUGAUCAUCGAUUACUGGAUCCCCAGUUUCGAAAUAUUAACACUUUAACUCGAACGUUUACUUUGUACAGGAAACAAAGUGAGUUUCGCUGCAGGCAUAGGUUAGGUCUAUACUCGACUCCAUCUGAAGAGGAUCCAGGUUGAGUGGAAUUGAGUAGGCUAGGGGGCGGCCGGUAAUUAAAGGACAACCUCGUUGUACUUCGCCACACUGGUGGCGUGGUAUUAUUCCUGAACCUCAGAUCCAUGCGUUGGUACCAACACCGUCUCAUCACCCCAAAGGGCAAACCAUAGGAACCUUUUUUGUCUUUACCAAGUUCCAUCCACUGGGUAUCGGUUUGCACAAUUUUGGCGCCACCAGUUCUUUUGCCUGCAAAGGUCACAUCUCCACCAGUUGAGGGUCUAGAUCCCUUUUGAAUCAUAUGUCGAAGAGCGUGGUCAUCAUUGGUCAAACUGGGGUGGGGAAAAGCUCUCUCAUUAACAUGCUUUGUCCCGGGGCUGAAGCUCGUACCUCGAACGACACAAUUGGUUGCACAGAAGUAGAGAAGAAGUACCCAUGUGACCUUGGGACCGAAUGUCCUUGUCAAGUACACGACACAAUUGGUCUUGAAGAAGGGUCUUGGGGCUUCCUUUGGGCUCCAAAGGCCGAAAAGCGGCUCAAAACUUACUUGAAGAAGAUCAAGGGCCCGUGCCUUCUGGUAUACUGCAUUCCGGGAAGGCGAGGCUCUCUGAAGAAGUCGCAUGGGCGCAACUAUAAGAAGUUCAAGUCGGUGCUAGGCAAAAAUGUGCCGGUCGUAGUGGUUGUCACCAGUUUGGAGAAUUUUGAAGCUCCUUUGAAGAGUUGGUGGGCGAACAAUCUGGAUAUACUCAAAACUCUUGGUAUUCCGGAGUAUACUGGACAUGCAUGCAUUACCACGCUAACCAAGACUGACCUAAAGAUCCUUGGCAAGGAAGAAAAACUGUACGAUAAAUCCUGUGACGAUGUCAAAGCUCUCAUCACAAGUUUUCUUUCCCAAAUAUAACGAUAGAUUCAUAUAUAACGAUGGUGGAGUCUGCGAGUUUAUCUCAUCUUUAUAUUGAUUUUCAUCAGACAUUUCACUUACUAGCUAGAGCAUCGAUUCUCCGGAAGUCAAAUAUUUGUAUGAGUCCUGCAGCUGGUGUUUUUCCAUAGCUGGAUAUGAUGAGGGCUUGACAAUGCUCGAGAGCGGGAUGGAUGUCCGCUCAGCUUAGUGAUAGCCGAGGGUACCCGACUCA